AUGAGUAAAGAUCAUAAUUCUCCUAAUUAAUCUGAUAAUGAUGCAGAAGAAAUAAUGUAUUCUGCAAUUUCUUCUUUUAGUGCUAUAUAAUAAUAAUAAGAUUAAUAGUAAUAAUAAUAAUAAUAAUAAUAAUAAUAAUAAUAAUAAUAAUAAUAAUAAUAAUAAUAAUUAUAAUAAUAGUUUUAUAAAUAAUCUUCAUAAAAGCAAUAAUCAUAAUCAGAUUAUAAUCAAUAAUAACCGUAAUAUUAAUAGUAAUUGUAAUAGAAGUAAUAACAUUUAUACUAAUAGCAAUAGUAAUAGUAAUAAUAACAAAAAUAAUAAUUUUUGCAAUUAUAAUCUUAAGAAUAAGAAAAAUAAUUUUAGUAAGAUUAAAAUUUUUUUAAUAAUUUAACUAAAUCCAAAACAAGAAUAUACUAAUACUAAGUGAAACAGGAGCUAUACUUAAAAAUGAAACAAGAUAUUAGUAAAUUUUAAAUGAGUAUUGUGGAUUAACCUUAAUUUUCUGAAGAUGGUAGUAUUAUCGUAUGUCCGAUUUGUUACGAUUCUAGCUUUGCUGAUAGCAAUAUAUAAGAUAAAUAUGUAAUAUCAAUGAGUUGUUCACAUCAAUUUCAUUAUGUUUGUUUAUAACCUUUAUUGAACAAUAACUUCCUAAAAUGUCCUGUUUGUAAUAAAAUAGUUGGUUAAUUAAAAGGUGAUCAACCUGAUGGAAUAAUGGAAGUGAAAACUAUUCAACAAAGAUGUGAAGGGUAUAAAUGUAACACAAUUUAAAUUAAAUAUAUCUUUCAUAAUGGACUUAGAAAUGGAAAGUAUUUUUCUGGAACAACAAGAUUUGCAUAUUUACCUGAAAAUGAGGAAGGUAAAUAUGUAUUAAGUUUGUUAAGAAAAGCAUUUGAUUAAAAAUUAGUAUUUACAAUAGGAACAUCAUUAACUACAGGAUAAGAAAAUUGUAUAGUUUGGAAUGGAAUUCAUCAUAAAACAAGUUUAGAUGGUGGUCCAUAAAAUUAUGGUUAUCCAGAUCCUACUUAUUUUGAUAGAGUAUUGGAUGAGUUGAAGUAGAAAGGUAUUACUUAAUCUAAUAAUUGAAAUUAAUAAUAC
Messenger RNA from Paramecium primaurelia, 1095 nucleotides. The record is from the annotation of a GenBank genome assembly. NCBI's taxonomy places the organism in Eukaryota, Ciliophora, Oligohymenophorea, Peniculida, Parameciidae.